ACGGAUAGAGUUUGACUGUCAGGCAACGCGAAUCAAGCUCGACAUUUCGCUCAUUUGGAUGUGCUGCAAAGCAAUCGAAAGUGCAUUUAGUUUGUGUGUGGUCAGGUUUUUUCUGCGCUAAAACAUUUUGCAUUAACGAAGCAACGUUUGAAGUGAUUCAUGAAGUAACCGUGCAGUGGUUUGUGGAAUAGUUCCCGCUAAAAAAUUCGGUGGAUAUUGCUUCCGCUGUGGUACCAAUUGUUAAAUAACUUAUUGGCGCAUCCCCCACUUGUCAUCUAUUAUUGAACAGUUUGUUUAAGUGCAAAUGUACCGAAGUAGUUAACGAAAGUUACAGUGAUAAGAAGAAAACAGGAGUAUCGUCGGAAACCGGCUAGCAGAAGUAUCCUGUCCAGUCUACGAGUGUGCCGGAGGUAGAAAGUUGAAAACUGACACAACAACAGAGACUGACGUCAAAACAGCUUUUCUGCAAUAAGGUACUUAUCAAUGGAAACAUCAAAUCAUCCAUCCGGAGGAUAGUAGAGCGCUAGAGAAAUACCCCUUGCCGGAUCAACGCUUCCCAAACAGGCUUUAGAACGUGCCAGCAUCGAUCAAACAUUCAAAAACCUUCGGUUUCUGCUUCCGAUUCGGAGGGUGAAACAGAAAAAAUGGCCCGGCACAUUAUGGCCGUAUGUGUUGUAUGUUUGCUAUGUGCUGAUCAUCUUCCCUGCAAACAACACGACGACGAACAGUUCCCCGGGCGGAUAUCAUCGGUGCCCAGUGUAAACUCCGUCCUUCGGAGGGAGUUGGAUUUCCGGCGGUCAGACGGUGUGCACACUACCGUCCACGAAAAAGCUCGCCUUGUCAAGCGUUAUACGCACGGGAACGGUCAUCAUAAACAUCAUGAUCACAAUCACAACGAAGAUGACGACGACGACGAUGAAAUGCUCCAUAAUCAUGCAGCGAAAGAGAAGCUGGACGACUUUAUGCAGCGAAUUUUUGCCGAAUUCGGUGAUCCUCACUCGAUGACGAUGGACGUGCAUGGGUUUGAGAACAUGAUGAAGCGAUUAAACAUGUACCGAUUGAUGACGGAUGAGAUGACUAGCAGCACACCCAUAUCACGAGUGGGUACAACGGACGCUGAUGGGGAUGAAGAAAUGUGUAUCAACAGUGUCAAUUUCCUGCAACAAAUCACAGCUCCUAAAACACAAAUAACCAACCUCUCCCAGACACACAACCAUGCAGCUGAAGGGAGUAUUAGCAGUGAUAACUUAAAAAUCAACAGCAGCAGCAAUAGCAGUAGCUCUAACUCUAGUGAUAAAACGGCCAAUAAGACUAAUAUAAGCAGUACCAACAACAACAGCAGCAGCAGCAGUAGUAGUAGCAGUAGUAGUAGUAGCAGCAGUAGCAGUAUCAGUACCAGUAGUACUAACAGUAGUAAUAGUAGUAAUAAAAGCAUUACAAGCGAACUGGACCGAUUGAAAGCAUCUAUUCGGUUAGACCGAGAUGAUCUGUUUAACAUCUGUCCAAUUUUGCUGGCCCAACUCUCGUCGAAGACAUCCCGGGAACGAGCCGGUUGCAUUGAUCCCAGUAGUGUCCCUCAGUGGAGCACGCUGGUGGCAGGAUCGUCCGUGACGUCAAUUCAACAUCAAGGCGAUCACACGCACGGUGAAGAUUCGAUUGAGCUGUCCGUAUGGAUCUAUUCAACACUAGCGGUACUGGGCGUAAGUUUAUGCGGUUUGUUGGGUGUAGCGGUGAUACCUUGUAUGGAUAAACAUUUCUAUCAGCACGCUCUACAAUUUCUAGUAGCACUUGCUAUUGGUACCCUGUGCGGAGAUGGUCUGUUACAUCUGCUUCCGCAUGCGAUGAUGACUCAAACUAUGGUGGGUAAUGAGCACGACGAGAUGAUGUACAAAGGAUUGGCAGCUGUGGCGGGGAUCGUGUUUUUCUAUUUCAUGGAACGUUUCCUAACGGUCGUGGCCGAAUGGUACAAACGGGAGGCUAAGAACAAUAAACCAUCGUCUAGAGUUCGCGUGAUUCGCGACAACGAUGCAGCUUCGUUGCAUAAUGCCAUCGGCACGGAGAAACAGUGUAAGCAUAAGUACAGUUCCUAUCCCUAUUGUUACGACGAAAUCGCAAUGGACACUAAAGAUGAUCAUCACGAGCACAAUCCUGUGGCGAAUCAUCAUAAUAACCACAACAACACUUCGGCCAAAUGUGCGAACCACGGUGAACAUGGAGAUCAUACGGGCGAGUACGUUUCCCUCCAUCAGAGCAAUGGGAAGGAAGAUCUAGGUAAUCAGGAUAACAAUACAGUCUCAACUAAUCUGGACGAUGCGUCAAUCGAGAGCGAACAGGCAAACCAUAAAGCUAAGAUGCGGCCGGAAAAUUACACCAUUAUUCUCCGCGAGCACGAAAACAAACAUCACGGUCAUUCGCAUACCCAUGGACACGUGCAUUCGCCACCGGAAUCACUAUCGGCAGUCGCCUGGAUGGUCAUCAUGGGCGAUGGUUUGCAUAAUUUCACCGACGGAAUGACUAUCGGGGCUGCCUUCGCCAAUAACAUUGCCGGUGGGUUUUCCACCGCCAUUGCGGUGUUUUGCCAUGAGUUGCCACAUGAGCUGGGCGAUUUUGCAGUUUUGCUCAAGGCAGGUAUGUCCGCCCGGGAUGCCGUUUACUACAAUCUGCUAUCGUCAAUUCUGAGUUUUAUCGGAAUGUUGAUCGGGAUUGUCAUUGGACAUCAGCCGGAGGCUUCCGCAUGGGUGUUCUCCGUGGCGGCAGGAUUGUUCCUUUACAUUGCUCUGGUGGAUAUGAUCCCAGAGCUAACAUCUUCUCACGGUGCCGAGGAUCGCUGCAAGACAUACGAUUUCCUACUACAGUUUCUCGGCAUGAGUGCCGGGUUUGGCAUCAUGUUACUGAUUGCUGCUUACGAACAUGAUCUCAAAGAACUUUUCGUCGAUUAGAAUUUAUCGGUAAACACAUGAAAAGUGAAUCGAGUUUUAUCGAGUACAACCUCGGAUAAGCUCGGUUUGUAGAUUUCGAUGUACGGACUGCUGUUGAUGAGACUCCCUAUUAAUGUUGCAGCAGCAGUAAGAUGAUAUCUAGACUGCAGAUAAGAAUGAUUGCGCUAUGCAUGGAUACAAAAGCACUAUCAUCAUCUAUUAUUAUCUGAUAAUUAACAAUUAAGCGAAAUGUUUGAAAUAUUCCGAAUAUUUCAUUGCAUAGUAAUCUAAUUAUUUCAGAAGAGUAUUUUCACUGGGCGGCUUUUUUUUAUCACAGUUUGGAUAAAAUUUCAUCAAAUUUAGUGCAUUGUGAAACAACUCAAAAUCCAAACAGGUUGCUUUAAAACUAUUUGUAAAAUCAUGAUUUCCUGAAUCCUUUCUAUACAAUCAUUUGUAAAUUACUAGAUAGUGAAUUAGCGCUCCAUGGGAGCUGCUUACGUAAUAUAUCCCAACGCAGGCCCACAGUACUCCACAUUUUCGCAACAAGGUUAUAGUUAGCAGGUCACAUUGGCACUGCUUCACCUCGCAGCGUAGAUUCCGAUAUCAUGGUCGUCUAUUUUACCUUGAGAAGCUUAUAAACUAUACUUACAAAGAAAACAAAUCAAUGCAUUUAUCAAUACAGGAUCUAAAAGCAGAAGGACCACGUUACAAAUGAAAAUUAGGUUUUUAGUUAUCUUUGCUGUUUGCCUUGAAUCGCUUCUGCACUUUACCUUUAGUUUCCUAGUACUAAGUAGAAGUAACCAAUUUUAGCUACCGUUUGUUUAUUUUCUAAUUAUGUCAUCUAAUUUAAGACUUCAAUUAAAACGCUCAGUUUUGAUGCAUUCUUUAAGAAUAACUCUUAGUUGCAGGCGAAAGUAAAAACAAACUUUAGUGAAUCAUCAAAACGAUCAAUAAAAACUAUAGAUUCAAAUAAAAA
This is a messenger RNA of Malaya genurostris, 3894 nucleotides long. It is a transcript of the gene foi, whose product is annotated as zinc transporter foi. Gene Ontology annotation, molecular function: zinc ion transmembrane transporter activity. The transcript has 5 exons. Gene Ontology annotation, cellular component: membrane. The record is from RefSeq and is a predicted model, not a curated record. Bases 645 to 2939 code for a protein of 764 amino acids. Lineage: Eukaryota; Metazoa; Arthropoda; Insecta; Diptera; Culicidae. Gene Ontology annotation, biological process: intracellular zinc ion homeostasis; zinc ion import across plasma membrane.